AUGGCUGCCGAUUCAACUGUCGUCUCCAACACGGAGAAUCUCAUGAAGUACAUGUCUCUGGACCAGCGCGGUCGCGUGCAGGCCGAGUACGUCUGGAUUGAUGCCGUUGGUGGCACUCGUUCCAAGACCAAGACUCUCUCGAAGCCCGUCAAGUCGGUUGAUGAGCUUCCCGAAUGGAACUUCGAUGGCUCAAGUACUGGCCAAGCCCCCGGUGACAACUCCGAUGUCUACCUCCGCCCCGUCGCGAUCUUCCCCGACCCCUUCCGCCAGGGUGACAACAUCCUCGUUCUCUGCGAAACCUGGGAUUCCGAUGGAAGCCCCAACAAGUUCAACUUCCGUCACGAUGCCGCCCGCCUGAUGGAGACCCACGCCAAGGAGGACUUCUGGUUCGGUCUCGAGCAGGAGUACACUCUUCUCGGCACUGACGGCUGGCCCUACGGCUGGCCCCGUGGUGGUUUCCCCGGUGCCCAGGGUCCUUACUACUGCGGUGUCGGUUCCGGCAAGGUCUACUGCCGUGACAUCGUCGAGGCUCACUACCGCGCCUGCUUGUAUGCUGGUAUCAACAUCUCCGGUAUCAACGCCGAGGUCAUGCCCUCCCAGUGGGAGUACCAGGUUGGCCCCUGCCCCGGUAUUGACAUGGGUGACCACCUCUGGAUGUCUCGCUUCAUCCUUCACCGCGUCGCUGAAGAGUUCGGCGUUCGCAUUUCCUUCGAGCCCAAGCCCAUCAAGGGUGAUUGGAACGGUGCCGGUCUUCACUCCAACGUCUCCACUGCCGCCACUCGUGCCGAUGGUGGUAUGAAGGUCAUUGAGGCCGCCAUGAAGAAGUUCGAGGCCCGCCACGUCGAGCACAUCGCCGUCUAUGGUGAAGGUAACGAGGAGCGUCUUACUGGCCGCCACGAGACCGGUAACAUCGAGAAGUUCUCAUAUGGUGUCGCCGACCGUGGUGGCUCUGUCCGUAUUCCUCGCCAGGUCGCCAAGGAUGGCAAGGGUUACUUCGAGGACCGCCGCCCUGCGUCCAACGCUGAUCCUUACCAGAUCACUGGUAUCAUCGUUGAGACUAUGUGCGGUGGCCUUUAA
Messenger RNA from Penicillium macrosclerotiorum, 1077 nucleotides. It is a transcript of the gene glnA, whose product is annotated as glutamate--ammonia ligase. The coding region runs from base 1 to 1077 and encodes 358 amino acids. Lineage: Eukaryota; Fungi; Ascomycota; Eurotiomycetes; Eurotiales; Aspergillaceae. Gene Ontology annotation, molecular function: glutamine synthetase activity. The record is from RefSeq and is a predicted model, not a curated record. The transcript has 5 exons. Gene Ontology annotation, cellular component: cytoplasm.